AUGGUGGUAGUUGACUACUCAAGCCAUGAUCGCAUCCGUCGUAAUGACUACGAUCAGAAUGAUGCUACAAGUCAUCAGAAUGAUGCUACAAGUCAACAAUUAUUGCUAGAUCAAGACGCCAUUGUCGAUUUCGGCAUAGCAAACUUUUGCCCUCGACUGCGUGAAGCUAUAAGUGCUCUUUCACGUCAUACAGUUGGUCCAUUACUACAACGUGUACAAUUAUCAGACUUUCAGAGUUCUACCUUAUCUUCUUUACCAACAGAUGAUUUGAGUUCACAUGUACAGCUUCCUCGCAAUGACAAGUUUAUCCUUGCGUUACCAUAUUUAUAUGAAGACAAUUUACCAAUAUCCAGACAUAAUUUUAUGGUACGGUGGUCAAUAAUAGCACAGUGUGGCCGUCCAGAUAAAGCACCCGAAGUUAUUUUACUGGAAACAGAUAAUUUGUCCGUAAAUUCAGGAUACGGUGAAACAACCUUACGUAGGACACAACAACGCCCUCAACAACUGCAACAUCGUCAGUAUCAAACUAAUCAAAUUAUUCAAGAACGUUAUUGGCAACAAUAUGUGGCCAGUGAUGCAUUUUACAUACAAUGUUUAACUAAAUGGGAUAAAACAAAUAAUAACAGUUCAUCUAUAUUGCAAUACUGUUUGCUAGCAGAUCAAUUAUAUGAAUGUUAUGUAAAUUUUCAGGUUUACAAACUCAAGAUUUCGUUAAAAUCUACACCAACAAUGUUACACCCACCUCCACAACUGGUCCUAGCAUAUACUCAAUACAAACAACUAACUAAACUUUCUAAAUUAAACAUGACAGAAGUAGGUAAUGCUACUACUGAUAUCAACAUUGAGCUUUUUAUAGAUUUGGAAAAUGGUAUUAAUAAUUAUGAUGAUCGCCGUAAUCAAAUAACUUUGGCUGCUACAGUUCGCAUGCGUGCUAUAAUCAGUUUAGUUUCAUCUGAACAAACCGCAUCAACAGCACCAAUAACUUCUGAGGCUACUGACUGUAAGAAUGACACCAAAGUAUUAUCACAACUGGCUUCAGUAACAGGAACCUUUCCUCCAACUGGUAAUAAAAAUGCUACCAAACCAGGUGAUACCAAUGUGGCUUUAAAUAAAAAGUUUGUAGUAAGAAUUCUAAGCUCAAAAUUAUCCCGUACGACACCACAAGGAGCCAUGAUGGCAAUUUUGUUAAAUGCUAUAACAGAACAAUGUUUUGACACGACAAUGAUGGAUUAUGUAACAUAUGUACGUCGAGUGCAACAGGCUGCAGUUCAAGCUUAUUACUAUGAUGGCAGUAAUAGUCAAGAAGAUAAACCAUCAUCUGAUGUCAGUGAUAACAAUUCAAUUAAAUUACUAUUAGAAGCACUUUACGAAGCUUUUUGUGAUUACCCUUCUAAUGGUAAUUGCCUAUUAGAUUAUAAAAUAGACAAUAAUGAAACAUCUACUAAGAAUACCACAAGUUAUUUUCGUUUUUUGUUGAUUGAUGAUGACAUAGUCACUGAAACUACACAACUUAAAUACAUACUAACUAUUGAGUAUAACAAAAAACUCUAUGAAAAAUUACAAACAUCAACAGAUUUAGAAAAUACUAAUCAAUUUAAGGUUAAAGAAUCCGUUCCUGUUGUAGCAUUACGUUCUGUUUAUGAUGAUGAGCACACCGAUAAUUACUUGAAUAUUGAUAUUGAUAAUUUAACUGAAUCAGAUAAAAACCUUGAGAAAUAUAAUAGUGAGUUAGCUAACAUAAUUAAAAUUGCAACCAUAAAUGGCAUGCGAAAAUUACGUAAAGAUGUGUUAACACCAGUAUUGACUCGAUAUAAUAAGCAAUGGGCACCUACUGAUCCAUAUUUUAUGGCUUCUUCAAGCACACCACCUCCAUAUCCAGCAACACUAUAG
Molecule: messenger RNA, 1890 nt
Organism: Macrosiphum euphorbiae (potato aphid)
Lineage: Eukaryota; Metazoa; Arthropoda; Insecta; Hemiptera; Aphididae
Source: the annotation of a GenBank genome assembly